GCGGUGCUCGGACGCCGGCGCGGGCGGCCAAAGGCCACGGGAGGGCGCGGGCGCCGCCGAAAAGCGGGGCGUGAGGUCGCAGCCGCUGAGGCGCGCGCCUUCACACAACACCGCCCCCCGCAAGUGCUGCCGGCUGCUUCCGGCUGGGGUGCGAAUGUGGCCGCCGUGCCGGGCACUCCGGGCUCAGGCCCUGGUCCUGGCGCGGUCGCAGGGAGCCCGCGCCUGCGGCGGGGACGGAGGCGUCUCUUACACGCAGGGCCAGAGCCCCGAACCCCGGACACGCGAGUACUUCUACUACUUGGACCAUCAGGGCCAGCUUUUCCUGGAUGAUUCCAAAAUGAAGAAUUUCAUCACCUGCUUCAAAGACCUGCAGUUCCUGGUCACCUUCUUCUCCCGCCUGAGACCCAACCGCACCGGGCGCUACGAGACCUCCUUCCCCUUCCUUUCGCCCUGUGGCAGAGAGCGCAACUUCCUGCGCUGUGAGGACCGGCCUGUGGUCUUCACGCACCUGCUGGCCGCGGGCAGCGGGCCCCAGCGCCUCUCUUACUGCGGCGGCGGCGAGACCCUAGCAGUGCCCUUCGAGCCGGCGCGCCUUCUACCCCUGGCCGCCAACGGGCGCCUGUACCACCCGGCGCCUGAGCGCGCGGGCGGCGUGGGCCUGGUGCGCUCAGCCCUGGCCUUCGAGCUGAGCGCCUGCUUCGAGUACGGACCCGGCGCGCCCUCGCUGCCCUCGCACGUGCGCUGGCAGGGCCGCCGCCUCGCUCUCACCAUGGACCUGGCCCCGCUGCUGCUCUCGGCUCAGCCUCCCUAAACCGCGGGCAGGGACGGGUCGGGAGACAGCCGGCGCGCCCAGCAUCCCCCUCUGCUCGCCGCGUACUCCCGGGCAUUCCUAGUGCACCGCCCCCUCCCGCCCCGCUUCCCCGCGGCGCCUGCUUUCGCGCCGGCCGAGUGCGCGUGCGCGCAGAAGCCGCCUCGCCUCGCCCUGCCCUGCGCUAUCCAUGGUGCUGCCGCGGCCCCGCCGUCCUGGACCCUCUGCUCUCCCGGCGCACCCGGCUCUGGGCGUCCUCCGGAUUGGCCCGCGCUCGCGACGUCAGGCCCAGGCGGCGAGCGCAGGAGGUGCGGGGUUCUGGUGCGCGUGCGCGAGCGUCCCUUGCCCCGCCGCUGCUUGGGCCUGGGCUGCCGCGGGCACGGUGGGGGAGCCGCUCGCCGUGGGAGCGCCAGGUGAGGAGCGCCCGGCCCAAGGUCAGCGGGCCUGGGGGCGGGAUCGGGAACCGUCCUGGCGGGGGUUGGGGGACGCAGAGGCCACGCCCUCCCUGAGCCCGGGCAGGGGCUGACCCGCGCUGGAGAGGGCGGGCAGGGGAGGUGGUGGGGAAUCCAGGCAGCAGGUCGCAAGGGCAGUUCCGGCAGCAGCGCUGCAGAGGUGGGCAAAGGCCGCCCAGAGACCCCGGCUCGGGCCUCAUACUGCAGCGGGGGUCAGGGGCGCACACAGAGCUGUCCUACCGCCCCUGCACUUUCGGGGCUCAGGAGACAGUGACAGCCCCCGCGGAAUCCUGGACGCCCCGCCCCCUGCCCAGCCGGAUUAGGAGGUUUUCCUCUGGUAAAAGGAUUUCUGGGCUCCUCCGGCCUGGGCCCUUCUACACUGAUCUGCAUCUGGUGGGUCCGUGUGAACAGCAGUGCCCUGAGUUCUGAGGAAGAGGAGGCCAAGCACCCUCUCUGCUGGAGGAGCCUUGCUGCUGGAGGCUGGGUGGGCCAGGCCUGGAGCCCUGGGCCAGCCCUUUGUGCUCAGAGAAAAGGAUCCUAGGGGCCUGGAGAAUGCCCUCAGCUCCCUGGGUUCACACACAUCCUGAGACAUCUUCUGCUGCCUGGGCCAAAGCUAUUCCAUUAAAACUUCAUUGCUGUGCUUACCUCA
This is a messenger RNA of Lemur catta (Ring-tailed lemur), 1909 nucleotides long. RefSeq names its product chromosome 9 C8orf82 homolog (gene C9H8orf82). The coding region runs from base 155 to 811 and encodes 218 amino acids. The transcript has 3 exons. Lineage: Eukaryota; Metazoa; Chordata; Mammalia; Primates; Lemuridae. The record is from RefSeq and is a predicted model, not a curated record.